Messenger RNA from Cicer arietinum (chickpea), 1540 nucleotides. Its product is annotated as probable inactive purple acid phosphatase 16. Gene Ontology annotation, cellular component: cytoplasm. Lineage: Eukaryota; Viridiplantae; Streptophyta; Magnoliopsida; Fabales; Fabaceae. The record is from RefSeq and is a predicted model, not a curated record. Gene Ontology annotation, molecular function: hydrolase activity, acting on ester bonds.
AAGUACAAACCAAUCAUGCAUUGACAAAAGUGUAAGACUGUAGACUGUAAUAACAAUGACGAUUGACAAGGGUGUUUCUGUCAAUUCGCUGUUCUCCAAAUUCUUAUCUUACCUGCAUACAUACCAUAAUAAUGCCGUCAUAAUAAUAUCGAAGUCUCUUUUGUUGAGUCUGUUCCGUUUCAAUUUUCAUACAAUGGAAACUUCUAGAAACCCAUGGAUAAUGUUUUUACCCAUACUGUUUAUCUCUCUGUUCUACACCACAGGAUCGUUAUCCCAAACAUCGUCAGCCAUAAGAUUGAAAUUGGCACGAGCUGGUUUGAAGAGGGAGGUUAGGAUGCGAGCAGGGAAAGCGUUUAAGAUUGCAGUAUUUGCUGACCUGCAUUUUGGAGAAGACGCGUGGACAAACUGGGGCCCACUUCAAGAUGUAAACUCCAUUAAAGUCAUGAAUACGGUGCUCGACUAUGAAACUCCAGAUUUUGUAAUAUAUCUUGGUGAUGUGAUUACGGCUAACAAUAUAAUGAUUGGAAAUUCAAGUUUGUAUUGGGAUGAAGCAACCUCUCCAGCAAGAAAUAGGGGCAUACCUUGGGCCAGUGUAUUCGGAAAUCAUGAUGAUGCUCCAUUUCAAUGGCCAUUGGAGUGGUUUUCUGCUCCUGGUAUUCCUCCCAUUCACUGUCCUCAAACAACUACUUCAUAUUCAUAUUCAGGAGAAGAAGAAUGUAGCUUCAGAGGAACAGGACGAUUGGAGCUGAUGAAAAAUGAGAUCAAGCACAAUGCAUCAUUUUCUAGCUAUGGUCCAAGAAACCUUUGGCCUAGUGUAUCAAAUUAUGUCGUUCAAGUUUCCUCGUCGGAUGAUCCGCAAUCACCGGUGGCUUUCCUCUACUUCCUAGAUUCCGGUGGAGGUUCCUAUCCAGAAGUCAUAUCUAGUGGCCAGGCAGCAUGGUUUCUGCAGAAAUCUGAGGAAAUUAAUGCUAACUCUAGGGUUCCUGAGAUAAUUUUCUGGCAUAUACCAAGUAAGGCCUAUAAGGUUGUGGCUCCUAAGUUUGGGAUACAUAAGCCUUGUGUUGGUUCAAUCAACAAGGAAAAAGUUGCUGCUCAAGAAGCUGAAACCGGUAUCAUGGACCUUCUUGUUAAAAGAACUUCUGUUAAGGCAAUAUUUGUUGGACACAAUCAUGGAUUGGACUGGUGCUGCCCAUACAAGAAACUAUGGUUAUGCUAUGCCAGGCACACCGGCUAUGGCGGCUAUGGUGAUUGGCCUAGAGGAGCUCGAAUUUUAGAGAUCACUCACAAGCCCUUUUCUCUACGAUCUUGGAUAAGGAUGGAGAAUGGUAAUGUGCAUAGUGAAAUUGUCUUGAGCUGAAACUUCAAAGAAACAAGAGCACACAUGCAAUCAAAGUGUAUAAAAUUGUAAUGCAUUUUUUGCAUCAACGACUGGUAUUUUAAACCCGUGCAAUGCACUUAUAGAUAACUGUUUGUAUUCUUGUAUACAUAAUUACAUAUAGCAUUUUCCUAUUGAAAAGUUAGUGACAUAGGCUUAAAAUUU